AUGAAUUUUGUGAAAACUCAUAUAUAUGAGCAGGUAUAUACUGAUGAAGGGAUACAAGAACUAGAAAAAGAUGCUAGAAGUAAAAAGGAAUUAGUUGAAAAUAAAAUAUUAAUGGGAUUGCCAGAAUUUAAGAGAGAUAAUCAAUUUUUAAGUUUAUCUGAGCAAUUAGAACUGAAAAAAAAUAAUGUGACAUUAGACGGCGACGAUAAUAAUAAAAAUCUAUACGGUCUCCCUAGUUUAGAGGAAGAAGAUUUAGAAUAUUACGAAAGUUAUGCAAAAAAUGAUAAUUAUAGUACUGAAAAAUUAAAAGCGAGAGAAGAAGAAGUAGUGAAUGAAUUUAAUGAAGCAAUUAAGGGUUAUGUAAAAAAAAAAAGAGAAAAAGAAACAAAUAUAGAUAUUUCAAAAGAAAAUAUUAAUCUAAGUGAAAUUAAAAAGAGUAUAAAUAAAAAAAAAACAAUUGAAUUAAAGCCAACUGUAAAAGCAAUAAUUAAAACAAAAAAAAGCAAAAACACUAUUAAGAAUGAAAGUAAAAAAAAAAAUUCGAAAGAAUUAUGUGAAAAUAAAAAAAAUGAAAUAGAAAGAAAUUCAUUGUUACUUGAUUAUUCAGAUAAGUCCGAAAAUUAA
Messenger RNA from Plasmodium relictum, 624 nucleotides. RefSeq names its product conserved Plasmodium protein, unknown function. Lineage: Eukaryota; Apicomplexa; Aconoidasida; Haemosporida; Plasmodiidae. The record is from RefSeq and is a predicted model, not a curated record. Bases 1 to 624 code for a protein of 207 amino acids. The transcript has a single exon.